AUGUCCGCCAUGUCCCAAUCCGAGUACGACGCCCUCAUCUACCCCGGCUUUCUCCGUCGUAAUGUCGCGAGGUGGAACGACGACGGGAGCGCCUUGCCGCUCUCCCGAGCGCGCGGACCGAAGGGGGAGACGUUCGUCUUGCAGCUGAGAUCGGGAGAGAUCGAUCAAGACGUCAGCGCGAUCGAAUCCGAGCUCGGACUCGCGUUGAAAGGGUUAAAGGGCGGACGGAAGCGCGCGUCCGCGGGCGCGAACGAAUGA
Ostreococcus tauri is the source of this 258-nucleotide messenger RNA. RefSeq lists its product as hypothetical. The coding region runs from base 1 to 258 and encodes 85 amino acids. NCBI's taxonomy places the organism in Eukaryota, Viridiplantae, Chlorophyta, Mamiellophyceae, Mamiellales, Bathycoccaceae. The transcript has 2 exons. The record is from RefSeq and is a predicted model, not a curated record.